UCACCUCACAGCAAGAAGGUAACUGGUUUGAGUCCCAGCUAGGUCAGUUGGUUUGUUAAUUUGCUGUAGCAUAUAAGAGUGUGUGUGAAUGCAAGAGUGUAUAGGGGUUUCCCAGUACUCGGUUGUAGCCGGAAUUAAUCAUUUAAUUAUUACAAUUUUAAAGGCCUUCCUGGAAUUGUAAAUUGUGUGUGCAUGAGAAGAAGUUCAUCUUACAGCAGUUCAAGCCUGAGUUCUAGUGAGUUUCCUUCUGCUUCAUCAGAAAGGACACUGUAAAAAAAAAAACCUAAACACCAUAGUGUCUGAGGUGUGAUCUCUCAUCGCAGAAAAUGCAACAAAAAAUUCCUCCACUUUAAGGAUACAGUGAAGCAUCAGCUCUAUGUUUGGUUUAAUGUGUUUUGUUUCACAUGUUUUUUCCUGUUUGAUUGCACUUUACUUCACACUGUUGUACUUCGUUAAUUGUCAAUUGAAAAAGUUGAAAAUUACAGUUUUCAAGCAUUCAAAAUCCAUGCAUUUAUUUGUGUUUGUAAUGUACUUUUACAGCAUAUUUGUAAUAUAAUUUAAAUACAUUUCUGAAUGAUGUUGUUAAUUGUUGAAAUAAAGUAGGUCUUGUAGUACUCUGCAAAUGUAUAGAAAGUAUAGUAAUAACACAAUGUAAAAUGUUUAAUGUAAAGCUUAAAAUAUUCUUCUACUAGGCUUAAAAUAUACUUUAACUAGUUUUAAAUUGCACUUUAGGUGUGCUUAAAUUAUACUUCAUCACAACUUAAAGUAUACUUCAACUGGGGUUAUACUAUACUUUAAUGCACUGCAGCUGGGCUGAAAAUACACUUUAUCUAAACUUAAAAUAUACUUUAACUGUGUUUUAAAUAUACUUUAACUGUAUUUCAAGUACAUAAUUUAAAUGUACUUUAAAUAAAAUACACUUUUAAAAGUACACUUUAAUUGUACUCAAAGUAUGUCCAUUUUAACACAACUAAGUAUGUUACAACAUAUUUUAAGUAGCUUAAAGUUAAUCUUAAGUAUAUAUAAAGUAACAAUAAAUAUGCUUGAAGUUGUUCCAAAAUAACACACUUAAUAUACACUUAGUAUAGUACAAUUAAAGUAUGAUAAGUAUGUCUUAAAAAGUACAACUUAAGUACACUUUCUUUUCACCUGGGAACAUCUAAAGGUUAUGUUCAUUUUUGUAAAGACAGUUUACACCUCUGAGCUGAAUAUUAAACCCUGUACCCUGUGCACAGUGAUUAUACUAAUAGAUUUCAGGUUUCUUUUAUUGAUCAGCUUAUUGUUUUCUUUUCCUCUUAGCAUCACAAUCAGAAAAAGGCUUUAAAAAGCUAAUCGAGAUCUAUCAGUCUGAUAACACUGACCAUCGGAAAACAUCAACACAAUCAAGCAGCAAAACCAUGGAAAGAGACUUUUACAGCCGAGAGACCUUAAAUGUUGCCCAUAAAAUAAAGAACUACUGGAACAGUAAAAUAUCAGGUGGCAGCAAUGAAACCCUGCUUAUCUAUAAACUUUACCUGAAAGAAAAAUGGCAAAACAUAGAUGGAUCCUUCAAAAGAUACACAUUUGGGGAAAACAUCACAAAAGAGAGCAAGACUAUUAUGAUGAUCGGAGCCACUGGUGCAGGAAAAACCACUCUCAUUAACAGCAUGAUCAACUACAUACUGGGAGUGAAAUGGGAAGAUGAUUUCCGGUUUGUGCUGAUAGAUGAAGGACAGCAGACAUCCCCGGCUGAAAGUCAGACAUCAGAGAUCACUGCAUAUAAAAUUAAUCAUAUGGAUGGUUUCCGAGUUCCAUAUUCUCUGACUAUUGUGGACACACCAGGUCUUGGAAAUACCAGAGGAAUUAAACAAGACCAGAAAAUCACAGCUCAGAUUCGGGAGUUCUUCUCUGCCCGUGGAGGAAUCGACUGCAUUGAUGCUGUGUGUUUUGUAGUUCAGGCUUCACUUGCCCGCCUGACACACACACAGAAAUAUGUCUUUGACUCCAUUCUCUCCAUAUUUGGGAAGGACAUUGCUGAAAACAUCAUGGUGAUGGUCACCUUUGCAGACGGGAAAAAACCUCCAGUUCUGGAGCCCAUCAAAGUCUCUGAGGUUCCUUGUUCUACAGAUGAGUCUGGAGAGCCACUUCACUUCAAGUUUAACAACUCUGCUGUGUUUGCACACAAUAAUAAAUCUGCAGAGGACGAAGACUCUGACUGUGAAAACUUUGACCAAAUGUUCUGGAAGCUGGGAUUUUCUAGUAUGCACAAGUUCUUCACAUCCCUCAGCAAGAUAAAAACACAGAGUUUAACUCUGACACGAGAGGUCCUGAAAGAGAGAAAGCAGCUUGAGGUGCUUGUGGUAGGCCUGCAGCCGCAGAUCAAUGCUGCUCUGACAAAACUGGAUGAAAUAAAGAAGACAAGAGCUGCUCUGAAGCAACACAUGCUUGAGAUGGAGGCAAACAAGGAUUUUGAAUAUGAAGUAGAAGUAACUGUCCCAAAACAGAUUGAAAACCCCACUGGCUACUUCUUGACCAACUGUCAAACGUGUCACUUCACAUGUCAUGAUACAUGCACUACUGCAAAUGACCGUGAUAAACACAAGUGCAGUGCAAUGAAAGAUGGAAAGUGUCGGGUCUGUCCUGGAAAGUGUGUCUGGAAUGUUCACUUCAAUCAGAAAUAUAAAUGGACUUAUGUCAAAGAAAGGAAAAAGGAAACCUAUCAGGAUUUAAAAAAGCGAUUUGAAGAAGCAAAUGGAGAGGUCAUGACCAAAGAAAAGAUCUUUGCAGAGCUUGAAUAUGAGCUUGAGGUUGUCCAGAAAAUUGUCACUGGACUAAUUGGUGACUCUAAGAAGUCUUUGGAGCGUCUGCAGGAAAUCGCCCUCAAGCCCAAUCCUCUGUCCACCCCUGACUACAUCGAUCUGAUGAUUGAGUCCGAGAAACAAGAAGCCAAGCCUGGAUUUACAGAUCGCAUUCAGUCUUUAAUGGAGGUCAGGAAGAAUGCAGAGACCAUCAGUAAGAUUCCUACAGGAGGAGCGAUUGCUGAUAAUUUAAAAAUUUAUAAAUUUGAUUCCAUUAAUUCAAAGACCCUGUUCAGUCAAACAAUGAAGUAUGUUCAAGACAAAAUCCAAAGACAUUCAUUCAAAGAAAAAGUGUCCAAUGCUUUUUAGUAAGAGGUAACACUUUAACCCCUUAUCUGCCCCUGAGAUGAUCAACUUUGAUUAAAAUUAGGGACAGCUUAUUCCCGCUCAUUUAUGCAAAGGUAUAGUACUAUAAUACAUUACUAACUCUUAAUAUCAUAUUUAUAUGUAUGAUAUCAUAAUUACUUAUCACUUAAUCAUUCAGUUAUUAGUUAUUUAGUUACUAGUUAUUAGUUAUAUAAUUAUUUUUAAUAAUUCAUUUUUUGUAAAUAAUUUAUUACAUACUGUUGAUGUCAUCGAUUCUACCAACACUAUUUUACAAAUAAAUCUACUCAAAGUUCUGGAAA
This is a messenger RNA of Danio rerio (zebrafish), 3463 nucleotides long. NCBI's taxonomy places the organism in Eukaryota, Metazoa, Chordata, Actinopteri, Cypriniformes, Danionidae. The record is from RefSeq and is a predicted model, not a curated record.